CGCACGACAAAGACAGCCGCCGGCCGUCGAAGCGCGCGCCGCCGUACACCCUCUCUCUCCGGCCGCCUCGCCGUCCCCCGCGGAUAAGGUUCAGCUGCGGACGAUGGACCAGAUGAAUGCUGCGGCAAGUCUAGAACCGAGAGCGAAGGCCACCCUGGUUCUCAGAGGGGAAUCGUUCACAGUCAGCUCUGAGUCAGGUACCCUGUCGGAGCAGCUGGCGGCGAUGCGGGAGAAGAGCAUGGUGAUCCUCAAGGGCUACAUAACCAAGCACAACGCUCCGAACGAUGUCCCUGAUGAAUCCAUCGAGGGCUCAUCCGAUGAGGAGGGCGAAGCGCUUGCUAAAAAUCCUCUGAAGAAAUCUAGGAAGCAGAGGUGAUCGUCCUAAAUCUCAUCCGAUGUAUCGCGCUCUUUGUUAGUCCCCUCAUUCAAGUAUCAGAGAACAUGCUGUUGUCCCUUGCUAGCUAAUGUUAGGCACUAGCUGCUUGUUUAUGGAAUUGUUAUCUGAAGAUAUGUGCAGGGGAAGGUCGCACUUUUCUGUACAACUCGUCUGUCAGAUGUUUUGCUUUGGAGGAGAAUAUAUGAGCUUCAGCACAAAAGUUAUUUGCUGUUAAAUGUCCAUCUUCAGUAAGGCGCCAACAACUUAAUUGAAAUCCAACAAGCAGCAGGUCCUGAUAGCAGUCAAAAUUUCUGUUUCAUGAAAAGUAUAUUGUGUUCUAGUGUAUUAUCUGUACACAUGCAUCCAACUGUGGGGGUAAAAAUGAUUCUAGCACACUCCA
Triticum aestivum (bread wheat) is the source of this 776-nucleotide messenger RNA. RefSeq lists its product as uncharacterized. The record is from RefSeq and is a predicted model, not a curated record. NCBI's taxonomy places the organism in Eukaryota, Viridiplantae, Streptophyta, Magnoliopsida, Poales, Poaceae. The coding region runs from base 104 to 376 and encodes 90 amino acids. The transcript has 2 exons.